Pongo pygmaeus (Bornean orangutan) is the source of this 15102-nucleotide messenger RNA. RefSeq names its product URI1 prefoldin like chaperone (gene URI1). The coding region runs from base 12905 to 14461 and encodes 518 amino acids. Lineage: Eukaryota; Metazoa; Chordata; Mammalia; Primates; Hominidae. Gene Ontology annotation, molecular function: transcription corepressor activity; phosphatase inhibitor activity; chromatin binding. The record is from RefSeq and is a predicted model, not a curated record. The transcript is spliced from 10 exons. Gene Ontology annotation, biological process: negative regulation of transcription by RNA polymerase II; negative regulation of phosphatase activity.
UAACCUACUUGUGUUCAGAUAAUGUGUUUACUGUUUGUGUGUGUGUGUGUAUGUAUGACUAGUAAUUGAAUUCUUCUAGUAGUCUCCAUUUUGAAUGCCUUUAAUACUAAUUUAUAUUGUCUUUGACCCUUUUCUGAAUUACACAUUUCUGAUUUCCUGACAUUGUGUUACUACUUGUAUUUAUUCUAAGUGCCUUCUUUUCUUUUCUGAGAAUAAUAUUAAUAUCAUUAUGGAGACUGAGACAUUUUUGAAUGUGACAUAGCUCUAUUUUGGGGAUAUUUCUUACAUUUUAAUAGAAAAAUAAUGGGAAUCAGUUACUUUAAAAUAAUGAUGGAAAUAGGGCACAGAAAUGUUUUCCCAAAGUUUGAAAAAAAUAUCUAAUUUUCUACUUUUCAGAGCUUGUUUUAUUGACUGUACUUUUUUUUUAGAGAGAAAGCAUAUCUAUUUUAAUGUGCUAAUCUAUAGUUAAUAGGACCAUGUUUGGUAAAUAACACACUUUCCUUUGGCUUCUGAGGAAAAUGCUCGAUUUAAUGGUGAAUAAAAUCUUACAUUAUGAGUUGUCAUGAGGUAUAGCUGUUGAUCUUACAGAUAUCAAAUUACAAUAUAUCCAUGCUGUGCUUACGAAGAUUUUACUGAGAGAACAACAGGAGCUGUCUUGAUUAUUGUCUGCAGGGUUAUUGCAAAAAUCAUGGUAACUGCCCCUUUAGUGGUGAGAUUAAACCUUCGGUUAUACACCAUCAAGCAUAUAAUAUUUUAAAUUUAUUUUAAGAGGCUUUUUCUUCAUGCCUGAGAGAUCUCCAAGGAAAUAAUUUAUAGUUAGUGUAUAUCAAAUGUUUUUUGGUUUAAAUGCACAUAGGCUGCAGGCAGUGGAUAAGAGUGAAAAUUGGUGCAAUCUGUACACAUCAUCUUAUUAAAUUUUGACUAUUGGCUUGCAGAGAAUAAUCUAAAACUAAUAAUAUCCACUUUAUAAAUAAAAAUUCAGGACUUCAUUAAUUUUCAAUAAAUGCAUCGUUGUAGUUGCUUCCAGUGGUGGUGUAAGUGUGUCAACAUUUCCAUAAUGGACCAUUCGCCUUUCAUUAUACAUUCAGUUCAGGUUAAAACUUGAAAUACAAGUCGUUGGCUAAAGAAUUUUUUUCCUUGCACAUUUAGUCAGAGUGGCCCAUUUUACAAAUAAUUUCCAGAGGAAGUUUUAUUAGCGUGGACUUCUAUCUAUUGGUUUUGGUAAGAAGUUCAGGAAAUUUGAAAGGUAUUCACUGGAAAUAGAUGCUAGUUUACAUAAAAGGGUGAAUGGUAACUUGCUUCUGGUUUGUUUUAUAAGAUUCUUAUUAGAGUUUUUUAAGGAUAAGGGCACGUUUUCAUCCUUUUAUUCACAGCCCCUACUGCUGUGUUUGGCACAAAAUAGACACUUGAUAAAUGUUUGAGUAAAUGAAGACCAAAUAUGUGGUUAUUUUCUAUAUAACAUUUUAGUUUACAAAUACUCUAGUAGUGCACAAGUCUAGUGAGCAGUGACAGAAAUGUGACAUUUACUUCAUGGCAGGUUCAUGUGACCCUCAAUUUCACUUUUCAGUUUUUUAAAACCCUCUAAACUGUAGAAGCUUAGCAAAUUUGCCUACACAUAUCUUGAAGUAAUAUAGUACUUUAUACAUUAAAAAAAUUAUUUUUUUCCGGUUAAAAUUUGCAUUUUCCUCUGAAUCAUUUCUGGUUUGGUUCAGGAAACAGACUUUUCUCUUCGCUUUUAAUGAAGAUCUAUACAUGGUAUAUUGCUCAAAUCUGAAUGGCCAGUAAAUUCAUCAAUUCAUUAUAUCAAAAAAUUGAAACCAAAGUGUCACCAUCUCCCCGAAAACCAGGAAAUUGCUGUUUGGGAGAGUCGUGGAAUUCUUAUGAUAUUUUUGCAUUCUCUUAAUUCCUCAAACAAUGGUUGAGUUUCUACCAUAUGCCAGUAUUGUGCUGCUGUUUGGAAUUGAAAGACCCUGCCAUAGAAGAAUUCAUAGUCAGACAUAUAAUGGGGAAAUCACGAUAAUUUUGUGCUAUUUGCAGAGAUAUGAAGCAACUACAGGAGUUCAGAGGCUGGAGCCGUUCUUAGGGUGUCUCACACACUACUUUUAAAAGCAUGUUGCUUUAAUUCCUAUUUAACCCUUGGUAUUAGCCUAGUCUAAAAUGUAAUUUCUGUUAAGCUCCUAUUCUUUAUGAGUACACACCAGUAUAAUAAAGAAGAACAAAAUAUAUGGUUUGAAAAAUGCAUUAUUAUGCUGGUGAUGUUUAUGCUUGUUUGUAUAAUUUUUAAGGGAUUCUUUAAGGAACAGGUAUAUGUAUUCUAGGUUCAGAAAUAAUCUAAAUUGGUUUUUGUUUAAAAAAAAUGUAGGACAGGGAGUAAAAAUAUUUGUAGAAAAAUAGGAGUGAAAAUGGUCUGGGACCACAGGAUCUACCCAAAAAAAUCUUUGAGAAAAUUAAUUUAAAUCCUAGAACUUUGGUGAACUAAGAAAUUUAUAAUAUUUGUUUAGUUAAUAACAGAUAAAAAGGAAAGAUUCAAGCCUAAUGGAUGAGAAUUUGUACAACAUUAUUUUAGAGCUAAUAAUAAUGGUUUUCAGUUUAGUGAGGAUUUAAAAAAUGUUUCUGAAUCAAACUUUUUUUCUUUAUAAUCCCUUUUAACUAACUCAGGAAAUAAGGUAUUAUGAAAUCCACACACUGUCAUCUCCUUAAAGUAUGAGGAUACUUCCCACUGUUUGGUCCACUAGUGGCUGAUUAUUUUGUUUGUGGAUUAUUUGUAAUUUUCUUUUUAAUUCUUCCUUAAACAGCAUGGCAUUUGGAGUCACAGACCUGUAUUUGAAUCCUGUCAUUUACUAGCGUUUUGACCUUGAACAAUUAUGCUAAGAGUCUCAGUUUUUUCUUGUAAAGUGAUGAUGAUGCUACUUAACUCACAGGGUUGUAGUGAAGGUCAAAUGAGACCAUGUCUAUAGAACACCCUGCCCGGCACUCAAUAAGUAUUCAUAGGAGCCCAUAUACCUCUUUUGAAAAUUUUAAUUGUCAGACAAAUAAAGAAAAAAGCCAGUGCUUUGUAAAUAUUUGUGAAUAUUUAGUGUUCAUUCUGUUUUUUGUCAUGAUGGAGAGAAAGUUGGGUUUCUGUGAAUUAUUGUUACAGCUUUACAUUAAUAUUUUUAAAUCACUUUUUGGUAUGAAGAAUUUCAAAUGAAAGGUGAUAGAGUAGUAUGGUGAAUCCUCAUGUACUCAUCAGUCAGCUUUGAUAAUCAUCAACUGAUGAUUUUCUCUAAACUGUUUCAUUUCAACAUCUUAUCUUGCCAUCUACUCCUACCUCCAAUUUUUUUUUAACUUUUAUUUUAGAUUUGGGAGGUACAUGUAGAGGUUUGUUGCAAAGGUGCAUUGCAUGAUGCUGAGAUUUGAGGUACAAUUGAACCCAUCACCCAGAUAGCAUAGUACCCAGUAGGCAGUUAUUCAGCCCUUGCCCCUGCCCUUUCUCACCGCUCUUGUAUUCCCCAGUGUUUAUUGUUCCCAUCUUUAUGUCCAUGUGUCCCCAGUGGUUAGCUCCCACUUAUAAGUGAGAAUAUACAGUAUUUGGUUUUCUGUUUCUGCAUUAGUUCGCUUAGGAUAAUGGCCUCCUGCUGCAUCCAUGUUACUGCAAAUAUUUCUUCUUUUUUAUGGGUGUGUAGUAGUCCGUAGUAUAUAUGUAUCUAUCACAUUUUUAUUAUGCGGCUCACUGUUGAUGGGCACUUGGAUUGAUUCCAUGUCUUUGCUAUUUGAACAGUGUGGUAGUGAACAUACAGGUGCAUGUAUCUUUUUGGCAGAAUGCUUUUUUUUUUGGAGUGGUCUAUAUUCAGUAAUGGAUUGCUGGGUUGAAUGGUUGUUCAGUUUAGUUCUUUGAGAAAUCUCCAAAUUGCUGUCCACAGUGGCUGGACAUUCCCACUAACAGUGUAAAAGCAUUCCUUUUCUCUGCAGUCCUGCCAACAUCUGUUCUUUUUUGACUUUUUAAUAAAAACUAUUUUGCCUAUCCCACCUCCAAUUUUGAAAUGAAUCUAAGCCAUAUCAUUCCAUCUGGAAAUAUUUCAGUAUAUAUCUUUAAGAGACAAGAAAGACUGUAUAUUAACUUUUUAAAAUUUAAAUAAAAAAUAUUUAAUUAGACAAUACAUUUACAUGUUUCAAAAUUUAGGAGGUAUGAAAGGAUGUAAAUGAUGUAUAGGUUGCUCCUAACUUUGUCCCGUAAUUCUCAGUUCUGUUUACUUUUUUUUUUUUUUUUUUUUUUUGAGAUGGAGUCUCACUCUCUCAUCCAGGCUAGAGUGCAAUGGUAUGGUUUUGGCUCACUGCAACUUCUGCCUCCCGGGUUCAAGCUAUUCUCCUGCCUCAGCCUCCCAAGUAGCUGAGAUUACAGGCGCAUGCUGCCAUGCCCGGUUAAUUUUUUUAGUAUUUUAGUAGAAACGGGGUUUCACCGUGUUGCCCAGGCUGGUCUCAAACUCCUGAGCUCAGGCAAUGCACCCUCCUCGGCCUCCUAAAGUGCUAGGAUUACAGGCGUGAGCCACCGCACCCGGCCCCUCAGUUCUGUUUCCUGGAAGCAGCAGUUUUUUUACCAAUUUCUCAUAAAUCUUUUCAGAAAUGGUUUGCAUAAUGUAAGUGUUUGUAUAUGUAUGUGUGUGUGUUGUGUGUGUGUAUUCAUCUACAUGUUUAUAUACGGCUCCCAUCCUUUUGGACAAAAAUGAAAUCAGAUUGUACCUGUUCAUUUAAUACUAUACCUACCGUGUAUCAUUAACUAACAGUUCCUCUUUACCUCAUUCCAUACAUUUCGCUGUGUGUCAGACAUUUAACUUUUAGGAUUACUAAAUGAGACCUGGAACUAUUUUUUUUUUAAAUAAAUAAUUGCUACAUCACUGAGAGUAUAGCUCUAUAACUCAAAAUAUAUCCUUUCUAAGAUGAUAUAUCUGUUAUUUUAUUGCUCCUUAGUAAAAUUACUGCAAAACUUAGUGGCUUGAAACAACCACCAUUUACUUGCACAUGAUUCAGUGGGUGUGCAUAUUAAGCUGGGCUCACCUGUGUGGUUCUUCUGCUACUUGUCCGGGCUCACUGCUUUGGUUGCAGCCAGUUGGUGGCCAGGUCAGCUGUGUUGUCCAGAAUGGCCUCACCCUCAAGUCUGGUGGUUAGUGCUGUUGGUUGAGCCUCUGCUUCUAUGUGCUCUUUUGUCCAGCUUACUUUCUGUGGGCAUCUCAGAGGAGCAAGAAUGGAAGCUGCAAGGCCACGUUAUGUUGGUCAAAGGAAGGGCCAGCGCAGAUUCACAAGGUGGGAAGAUAACACCCACCUGUUGAGAGGAGGCGUGAAAAAGAAUUAAUGGUCAUUUUUAAUGCACUGCAAUGACUUUAUUGAAUAGGUCCUACACACACAAAAAGGAAGUCUCCGUCCUUUAUGUUGACUGGUGAGAAUGAAAUGAAAUAGUACAUGUGAUGCCUGGCAGAUCAUCUUUAUGUUAGGCAUUACUUACAAUCGUAAAUCGUAUGCAUGUGAGUUGUAAAAAAUUUAUUGCCUUGCUUCCUUUGUUUUAAAAGGAUUUUUGGUAAAGGUAUCUUUGAAAUUACAUGAAGCAGACUUAAAUAUAGAAGAUACUUUGUUCAGAUGUUUAAUUUUGGAAAGAAUACUUUAAAUUUAGACAUAAAAGUUCCAAAACACUUUGGCAUGUGAGUUUUGGGAGAGUCUAAAGCAAAUACUCGACAUUUUUUUAUUUUUCAAAGGAAACUGGGCAAAAAUAAUUGUUCAGAGGAAAAGAGUAACUAGCUUCUGUUAGAAUUUAUAAAGUAUAUGGUAGGAAAUAACUAAGAAAGCAUACCUGUAUAGGUAAAAAUCUCAGGUGAAGAUUUGAUUUUCUCUCUCUCUCUCUUUUUUUUUUUUUCCUUCUGUUGGAGCUACUCUUUCCUAUCAAUCAGUCGGGAUGGAGAUAACUGUUUUAUGCACACAUUGUAUAUCUGUCUAUAUGUCUCAUGUUUUUGAGGCAUUCCUUGUGCACAGAAGCACUGAACUAUUUCGUUGUAACAAUGCCAUGGUUUACAGUAUAUUUCAUAUGAAUACCUGAAACUGUUUUCUUGAGUUGCCUUCACAUGCUAUAUAAAAUUUAUUUUAUUAUGUAUAAUAUGUGAAAUAUUGAUCUGCAUACCUUUAAAACUUGUAAAAGCUGAUGACUUUGUUCUACAGUGUUAGGUAGAUUUGUAAACUGUGUUUUUCAGAGUCCAUAUUUUACUGACUACAAAGUUUUCAGUCACUGUUUUGUAGAGGGCCUUCUGUUUGGGCUUUUUCUUUAUGUUAUUUUUUCUUUUUUUCCUCCUCUUGAGUGGAGCAGAGAGCAACUUCCAAACUUUCUGGAAAUUUUGCAUGUUUUUGUUGUUGGAGUUUCUGUAGUUGUUUAUGAAAGUCUUAGGGAUAAGGGGGAAGAAUCAUAUAUGUCAAAUCUUGUCAUUCUUUAAGUUUCUGCACAGUUUUAAAAAAUGGUGUGAGUUAGUACAUGCGCUAGUGAUUAAGUGAGUUUAGAACUCGUGUGUGUAAUAUUUCAAAGCAAAUUAACAGGCAAAAAAAAAAAGAUUCAAGUCGAAUGUUUAAAGAAUUUUUUUUUAAAUCUGAGUUAGGUUUUUAAAUGGUUAUUUUGAAUAUAAAAUGAAUGCAUGCUUAGUUAUGGAAAAGUUGAAAUAAGAAAGGAAUAAAGAUAAAUUUACUCAUAAUUGUAAAGAGAAGCUAAUUCUCUCCCUGUUUUUAAAACAUUCCCUUUUAUUCCCUCUAGCUUCUUAAUUCUGUAUGUGUAUUUAUGUGACUGAAGUCAAACUGUAAAUGCUUUUUUCUUUUCCUUCUCUUUUUAAAGAGUUAAAUGAUUUUUAACUUGUAAUUAGAAUUUAUUACUUGUAGGAGUCCUCAAGCUUUUAUAUCAUGUUUUUGGAAGCAACCAGCUAGUUUAAUCUUUAACGCACUUUUGAAAAUGAAAGGAAAACUUACAUGUUAUAGGAGAGUUUUUUUCCCCUGAAGAGUUUUAAACUAUUAUUAAAAAAAAUCCCUAAUCACAUUUCAUCACCUAGAAUAGUCUUUGAUGACGAUGUGUUUCCAGUGUCAAUAUGGUUUGGUUCAGUUUCCCAUGACCAGCUCCAGCCCAGUAGUAUCUGACUGAGGCAAAGGGCUUAGGGCUUACUGCUUUGGGCACACCUCAUGAUUUUUUAUCUUUGUCUCAACUGUAUUAGUUUUGAAAACUGUACUUCUUUGUACUUUUUUUCAUUUUCCAUUUUUUUUUUAUGAAGAGUAACAUCCAAUAAAACUCUUAAGCACAGAGUCCUGUUUGAGGAUGAAGAUGUAAAUAUUGCAACAACCACAGUGCUUGUCUGAGAAGCGCAUCACUUGGUGAUAAUCCUGAGUGCUUGUUCUUAUUUUGAGAAAUGUAAGUCCAGAUUCCACUAUACCAAAGACAGAUUAGGGUGGGUAUCAGUGUAAGACUUGAGAGAAAUGUAGGCUGUGAAAAAUGGAGGCAUGCCUAUAAUUUACUUUUUACUAAUUCAUAUUGAACUCAUGACCAAAUUGGUGAGGGUUUUCACAUUUUUCUUUUAUUUUUAAGUCAAUUGAUAAUUUUGAGGAUUUUAAAUAUUUGGUGGGUUCAAAACCAGGAUUGCCAUUUUUCACUGUUGUAAAACCUCUUGAGAAACUUUAACCCGGAGGGAUCUAUGAUUGGGCCUCUGCUGAAACUAUAUGUAAAAUAUGAGUUCUUUCUCUCAGGGAAGAGCCUAGAGUUUUUCUAGUUUCUCAUAGGGAUCAGUGACCUAAAAGGGUUUUUAAAUUGCUACUGUAAUUAAGAAAACCCACAAAAUUACUUUUUUCUAAAAUAUGCUUUAGAAAGAAAAUAUAGAAAGUGUAAAGUAGCAAAACCUAUGAAUUAUGGUAAGAUUUAAGUAGAAAUUUGCAUAAACUUUCAAAGCUUAAGUCAGCUAUAAACUCAUCACACCUUUUCUAAAAGGUCCUUUGAUUUGUAAUAGGAAGUUAUAUUAGUUACAGAAAAUUUGGAAAAUAAAAAGAACAAAAAUUACGUAUAAACUCAUCAGUAAAAAUUAACUAGGCACUUUAGGAUAUUUCUUUCAAACUUAGAUGAAUGUGUUUUUACAUAAUUUUUAAGGUUUUUUGCUUUGAAUUCACAUCUCAUUUUCUUAGAGCAAAAGAUUAGUAAUGAAUGAAGAAACGGGCACCUGUGAUAACUGACAAGUCUUCAAACACAUGUGUAUGGUUGUUGUAGAGAGAACAGUAGAACAGAUUUUUCUGUCCAGGCUUACUAUGUAUAUCCAUUGCACUCUGUUUUCUCAUUGUUGAAAAGUUAAAUUGAAGAAAUCUAGUAGAUAGAAUGUUAGCUGCAUCUCUCUUUAGAUAAUUUUGUUUCAUUGACUUGAAAAAUUAUGUUUUUAUAUGUAGGUUAAUCUUGGUAUCUAUGUCUAAUAGUAAAGUUUUCUGAUGGACUCAUAAAAUAUAAAGAACAUAGAUUAUUUCAUCAGCAUCUUCUGAUGACAUAAAUUCUUUGGUAUAAUAGAAUUAUAAAAAAGGAAUAUACCACCAUUCUGCCUAAAUUUUGUGGUACAUUUCAGUUACUUAUAUCAAUUGAAAUUACUAAAUAUUUUGCCAUGACCAUUUAGAAAAAAAGUCUAAUGCUAUUGAUUUAAUUCAAGUACAUUUAAAUUUUCCAUGAGGAGUGUUCCUUUUCCCACCAAAUUGCAUAAAGCAUAACAAUAUAGAUCCCUUUUUCAAGAAUUUUUAAAUAAAAUGUAACUUUAUCAAUUUGUUUAGAUUGUUUAAAAGGAUACUUUGAAAAAAAUCAUUAUUUCUUGCUUUAGUAACUGGAGGACAUCUCUUUAUCUAUAUAGCAUCCAUGCCCAAACUUAAUAUUCCUCUAUUUUCUUGAUAUUAGAGGUGAAAAGCCAGGCAUCCUUCAAGCUAGUGGAUCUUUGACAAAGAUGCAUUGCAAAACAAUCAACAAACAAUCAGAAAGGCAUGCUAUGUGUGAGUGAUGAUCCCUGCAGCAUAUGCCAUAGGCUUGUUGUAGAGCAGCUGCUCAGUAAAUGGUGGAUUCAAUUGAAACAAGGCUUUUUUGGAUGCUUAAUGGGAAGUUGUAGGGUGGGUAUGAUGGACUAAAAAUUAUUUCUAAAGAAGGUUAUAUAUUUACUUGUAUAUAUUCCAGAAUCUUCGGUUUUUAUUGUUUCUUAAAUUAAAAAAUAAAAAUUUAACUCUGUCCCAAGUUAACUCAGAUGUUAACACUUAUAUAGAAUUUUUUUUCCUUUUUCCCCCUGUCAGGCAUUUCACAGUAUUUUCUGCUUGUCUGUUUAGGAUGUUAGGUAGAGGAAAAGAGAAUGAUAGACUAUUUUUUUCUUUAAAAACAAAACAAAACAAAAAAAAACUGGGCCGGGCGUGGUGGCUCACGCCUGUAAUCCCAGCACUUAGGGAGGCCGAAGCGGGUGGAUCACGAGGUCAGGAGUUCGAGACCAGCCUGACCAACAUGGUGAAAUCCCGUCUCUACUAAAAAUACAAAAAUUAGGCGGGUGUGGUGGUGCGUGCCUAUAAUCUCAGCUACUCAGGAGGCUGAGGCAGGAGAAUUGCUUGAACCUGGGAGGUGGAGGUUGCAGUGAGCCAAGAUCACGCCAUGGCACUCUAGCCUGGGUGAAAGAGUGAGACUCUGUCUCAAAAAAAAAAAAAAGUUCAAUGUUAGUAUUUGCUAUUUUAACUUCCUACUUUAAAGUAAAAUUAGCAAAGUCUUAUUGUUUCAACCUGAUUUAAGUUUUAUCUCCCUUUUUUAUUAUUUAAAGGUUGGAGUCUUUAUCACUGGCCUCAAAGGAUGUAGACUUUUUUUUAAUAGAGAUUUUUAUUUUUGUCAGUCACUUUUAAGAGGAUUAAAAAUGUUGAUCCCUUUCAUAUUUCCUCGUCCGUUUAAAAAUAUUCUAUUAUGACAAAUUUCAAACAUACAGAAGAGUGAAUCUUGAUCACCUAUCUGUCUAUACUCUAAUCUGUUAAUCCAUUUUUUUCUGAUGAAUUUCAAAUUAAGUUGUGGACAUCUGUGUAUUUCACCCCUAAAUACUUGAGCAUAUCCCUCAUUUAACUUGAUUUCUCUCUUACUUUCUACAAUUUUAUGCAAAUGAGCUGUUUCCCAUGGGGUCUGUCUUGAUCUUAAUCCUUUAAGGGUAAGACUAACUUGUGGUUGUGUUAAUGGUCUUCAUCGCUGCUGCCUAUUUUUUUUUUUUAAUUUCCUUAAAAGAUACUCUCAAAAGGCAUAUUGCACAUGAUUAGCAAGAUUCAGAAGAAAGUGGUUAAAGUUUCUUACAUGCCUUAUACCUAUGCUUUUAGUUCUUGUUUUCUAUAAGGAAUGUUGCAUGAGGAUAUUGGAAAAAAAUUUAAAAUUAAGAGUUGAAGGCGGAACCUGAUCUAUAAGAAUCCAUUAUGUUGAAGCCAAAGAAGCAGGUCUAGCUAUUGUAAGUAAGUAGGCUGGAGAGGUGUUUCUUAACUCUAUCUGGGUUUUGUUUUCCAUUUGAAGAAAAAUUAUUUUAAGCAAUUGCCAUUUUUGAUUACUAUAGUGACUCCUGUGUCCAAAAAUUAAUGACAUAUUUCUAAUUAUUAAAAUAGAAAAAAAAUCUGUUCAAAUUUUGUUAUAAAUAAAGACCCCAGACUUACCUCAGUAAUGCAUUAGUUCUUAGCAUAACUUUUCUAUUUUCUGUUGCAUAGGCUUUGUGAUCUUUAACAGGAUUAUUUAAGCCUGAAAUAAUAGAGAUACUAUUUGGAGAUCACUGUUUGACUAAACCCUGAACAUUUCCACGAAUGUAGCCUUUAGAGAGAGAGGGUUCCUCAAGCUGUAGUUUCUUCCAGAGACAUUGCUUGACUCCUCCUGGCCUCCCUUCAUAAAGGAUUUCUGCAUGGGCUGCAUUUUAAGUGAUCUUCUACUUUUGUAUUUUUAGAAAAUAAUUCAAAAUUUAUAAAUAGCAACUCUAAUCUUAAACUGCUCUCCAGUAUGUCCGCAUUUUUGUUCUAGAGAGAAUUAUUAAUAAGUUGAAAACUGAUUAUAUUUGACUUGAAAUAUUGACGUUGAUCUCUGGUAUUACCUGUUGUUGAACCUACUGUUCUUUUAAUGUACAAAAGAGAUGUUUUGUGAGGAAGUUUUUUUUUUUUUCUCCUAAGCAUUGUUACCAAAAUAAGACUUAUUGAAUGGUAACUUUAAUACUAGCUUCUUAAUAUUCAUAGAAACAUUUAGAUAUCUAGGCUGGUGUAUUUAGUCCUUGAGCAUUUGCGGAAUUACUUAUCUGAAACAUAAAUAAGCUGUUAUGUUAUUAAUAGUGAGUGUUGACUGUCUAGUCACUGUACCAGUCAGUCCUAUGGAGACAUUCUCCCAUUGAUUGCUCACACCAGUCCUGUUUCCAAAGCCCCUGAAUGGUUACAUUCAGCUGUACUGUCUUUCAGCAAGUUAUACUAUUUGUAUCAAAUUGGUUAGUGAAAUCUUGUAGGUAAUAGUCUUUCUUGAAAUUUUGGAAUUGAUGUUUUUUGAUGCUUCAUGGAAAAAAUGAGUUUUGAGUUUUGGAACCAAAAUAGUAGUUGCUCCAUGCUGGGCAGUGUGUUAGACCCUUUAUAUUUAAUUGUGUUGAACCUGUGAGAUAAGUAUUAGUCCAAUUUUGCCAUUGAAGUUACUAAGACUAAGGUGAAUUUGUGUAAAUUGCAUGUAGAGCUUGGGAUUCACUCUCUGGUCUGACUUCAAAGCCAUGUUCUUUCUGGUACAUAGCCUUGUGCAUGAAAUUUUUUUGCCAUUUUAUCCAUAUAAAAAUUUUCCAGGAGGAGGAUUUUUGCCUUAAACAAAAGAAUAAAACAUGUUUUGUAUUUAUUUAUAGAAAAGGAUUUUUUUGGGGAAAGUUAAUAAAGCAGUUGCACACUAGAAAAUGAGAAAGCUUUUGUGAAGGAAUGCAGGUCAGAAGACCUAGGUAGGUUAAACUCAUUGCUUACCUCAUCUUGAUAGAGGAGAUCUGGCUUCUUGCUAUGUGGUUUUUCCAUCUUCCUUCUACUUUGUCUUCUGUAAGAGAAAAAUGCUGAUAAGUGACAUUUAUUAUAGGUUAUGUAAAAUAAUAUAUAUGUGAAAUUCCUUAAGAUCUUAAGACUGAGCUAAUUUUUUUUUUUUAUUAAUAUGCUACUUUUGCUUCAGGGAACUAAGCAGUAAGCUGAAACCAAUUCUGUGUUGUUUAUAGUGCAGUCAUUUAUAUUAUCUGGAGAGUUGUUACCUACAUUGCAGUUUAUCCUGAUUUCAAUUUGACAAUGUCUACAUGUUCUUUUAAAUUACUUGCUGAGUUGGUGAAUUUUUGUUUCUGUUAUUUUAAAAAACUGACAACAUCCUUCUGCUUAAAAAAAUUCAGCACUGUAGUUUUGCUUGCAGCCUGUAUCUUAGCAGGGGGAACCCUUAGGAAACCCAAUCUCCAGAGAAAGUUUGAAAACAGGCAUCUUGGCAUAGGCUGCUGCCUGGUAUUACUCAAAAAGAAGGGCUGUUCAUUUCCAGCAGGUGUUAAGAGCUGACUAAGGCCCAUAGCAUGGAAAUACGAUCAUCUCUGCCCCUACAGAGUUACAUACACCUUUUGGUUGUUUGAAAUUACUUAUUUGGUAGCUCUGUUUGAUGUAACAAGAAACAGACUCCUAAGCCAAAUUGAAACGCCUUUUGUAUCAUCUCUACUUAAUUUCUUCUACCCCCAGUUGAUUCUCUCUUACCUUAAUCACAUUAUUAUGAAUAAUUGAAGAGCUGAUGAUGCAUUUUUCAGCCUAAGGUUUUCUGAUGAGGACUAAAGCAUCUGAUCAAAUUUCAUGUUCGUGAUUUCAACUUCACAGCCAGUAUCUAUUCACUCAAAAGCUUUAUUAAAUCUCUUCUUUCGGCCAGGUGUGGUGGCUUAUGCCUGUAAUCCCAACACUUUGGGAGGCUGCGGUGGGGGAAUCGCUUGAAGCCAGGAGUUCGAGACCAGCCUGGCCAACAUGGAAGAAGGUAGAUAAUGACUAUAAUGCCCUUCGAGAAAGACUCAGCACCUUGCCUGAUAAAUUGUCUUAUAAUAUAAUGGUACCAUUUGGCCCUUUUGCCUUCAUGCCAGGAAAACUUGUCCAUACUAAUGAAGUCACUGUUUUACUGGGGGACAACUGGUUUGCAAAGUGCUCAGCAAAGCAGGCUGUAGGUUUAGUUGAGCACCGAAAAGAACAUGUAAGAAAAACAAUAGAUGACUUAAAAAAAGUGAUGAAAAAUUUUGAAUCCAGAGUUGAAUUCACGGAAGAUUUGCAGAAAAUGAGUGAUGCUGCAGGUGAUAUUGUUGACAUAAGAGAAGAAAUUAAAUGUGACUUCGAAUUUAAAGCAAAACACCGAAUUGCUCAUAAACCGCAUUCCAAACCAAAAACUUCAGAUAUUUUUGAAGCAGUUACUGCAAAUGAUGUGAAAUCCAAGGAUUUGCUAGCUGAUAAAGAACUGUGGGCUCGACUUGAAGAACUAGAAAGACAAGAAGAAUUGCUGGGUGAACUUGAUAGUAAGCCUGAUACUGUGAUUGCAAAUGGAGAAGAUACGACAUCUUCUGAAGAGGAAAAGGAAGAUCAUAACACAAAUGUGAAUGUGAUGCAUCAAGUAACAGACUCUCAUACUCCUUGUCAUAAGGAUGUUGCAAGUUCAGAACCAUUCAGUGGUCAAGUGAAUAGUCAGUUGAACUGUUCAGUGAAUGGUUCCAGUUCUUACCACAGUGAUGAUGAUAAUGAUGAUGAUGAUGAUGAGGAUGAUGAUGAUGACGACAACAACAACAUUGACAACGAUGAUGGUGAUAACGACCAUGAGGCUUUAGGGGUUGGAGAUAAUUCUAUACCAACAAUAUAUUUUUCACAUACUGUUGAGCCUAAGAGGGUCCGAAUAAAUACUGGAAAGAAUACCACUUUAAAAUUCAGUGAAAAGAAAGAAGAAGCCAAACGUAAACGAAAGAACAGCACUGGCAGUGGCCACUCUGCCCAGGAGCUGCCGACCAUCAGGACGCCUGCAGACAUUUACAGAGCCUUCGUUGAUGUUGUGAAUGGAGAAUAUGUCCCUCGCAAAUCAAUCCUGAAGUCUCGAAGUAGAGAGAAUAGUGUGUGUAGUGACACCAGUGAAAGCAGUGCUGCUGAAUUUGAUGAUAGGCGGGGAGUUUUGAGGAGUAUCAGCUGCGAAGAAGCCACUUGCAGUGACACCAGUGAGAGCAUUUUGGAAGAGGAACCACAAGAAAAUCAACAAAAGAAACUUUUGCCCUUAUCGAUAACACCUGAGGCUUUUUCUGGAACUGUUAUAGAAAAAGAAUUUGUAUCACCUUCCUUAACACCACACCCAGCCAUUGCUCAUCCUGCACUACCCACUAUUCCAGAACGAAAGGAAGUUCUGUCGGAAGCAUCAGAAGAAACUGGAAAGAGGGUUUCAAAGUUUAAAGCUGCCAGAUUGCAACAGAAAAACUAGGCCCUGUCUAGGAAAUGGGAAUUUACAUCCUAACACCUAGUUGUUCAUUUGUUUAGAAUAUCUAUAGCAAAAUAGGUUACAUGUAGUUUGAAAUAAGGUAUGCUGAGUUACUUUGGCAACAAGUUCUUUUACCCUUAUCAGUGGUAUUUGAAAAAAUCAAAGUAACUGUCUGAAUACUUUUAAUAUUCAGCUUGUUUUGUUAAUUCUCUGAAUACUGUCAACACUCUUGUCUAAAUUUGCCUUUAUGAUGCAGUGGCAGCAUUUUGAAUUACUUUUCAAAGAAUACUGUUCAUAUGCAUUGUUUUUGUGUUUCAAACUAAAUACAGGCAGUUUUGUGCCAGCUGUGAUAUUGUGCAUACCAUAUGGACCAUUUUAAAGAAAAUUUUAAAAUUUCAAAUAGAUUCAACAAUUAUAUUACUUGCUUUCACAUUUUAAAGGCACUUUAAAAAAAUCUACUUCUCUUGUAGGUUUUGCGGCUAGUUGGCUAUUCAAGAAACCUCGCCCCUCUGAAUGUCAUACUGUAAUCUUUAAGGAAGAAAGCUACAUGAAUUAAUUGUACUCUAUGGGAAAAUUUCUUUGGAAAGAUAUUUUGUAAAACUUUUUUUUCCUAGUAAAAACUUUAUGAAACUUGGUCUCAAAAA